Molecule: messenger RNA, 315 nt
Organism: Gongylonema pulchrum
Lineage: Eukaryota; Metazoa; Nematoda; Chromadorea; Rhabditida; Gongylonematidae
Source: the annotation of a GenBank genome assembly
AUGCAAAUUUGCAACGGCAUCGGAACACCGGUUGAUUCGAAAUAUACAAAUUUGGAGCCAAAAUACGUUGCAAUGAAUGGAUCGGAAGUGGUCAUUGCGAAUAAUUUUUCGUUUAUUGUCUGGCCAUAUAACAUACCACGUGCUUCGACUCGAGAGCUGAAUUCCAGCAUCGUUGACACAACCUCAACUGCUUUAGCUGACACUUUAUAUUACGUGGAUAAAAACGAAGAAAAAGUUGACCUGAGAUCGCUGGAUGCACAAAGGCAAUCACAGGUAAUGAAAACUGCUUCGUUGUUUGCAUCUAAUCUUCAAUAA